AUGACGACUCCCGUCCCCAUAAUCGACUCCCACAUCCACCUCUUCCCCUCUAGCGAGCUCGACACCCUCGCCUGGGCGACGCCCGACGGGCCCCUGUACAAGCAGCACUCCAUCGCAGAAUACCGAGAAGCGACAGCGCCGCAGCACGACCUCCUCUCGGGCUUCGUCUUCCUCGAGACAGACCGCAAGAACGACGAGGCGGACCCCACGCCCGAGGGCGGCUGGAAGUACCCACUGGCUGAGGUGUCGUGGCUGGCGCGGAUCGCGGGCGGGCGGCCGCGGCCCGGCGAGGGCCACGAGGAGGGGGACGCGUCGCUGUGCAAGGGCAUCGUGCCGUGGGCGCCGGUGCCGGCCGGCGCCGAGGUGCUGGAGGGGUACAUCGACGCGGUGCGCGAGACGUGCGUCCGGGACGGCGGCGAGGAGGUCUGGAAGAAGGUCAAGGGGUUCCGCUACCUGCUGCAGGACAAGCCCGCAAAGACCAUGCUGGACCCCAAGUUCAUCGACGGGCUGAAGCUUCUCGGGCGCAGGGGGUUCGUCUUCGACGUCGGCGUCGACCAGCACCGGCGCGGCAGGGCGCAGCUCGAGGAGGUGGUUGAGAUGGUUGACCGGGCGCACGACGGCGUGCCGGACGGGGAGAAGGUCACGUUUAUAAUAAACCAUCUUUGCAAGCCCGACCUGACGACCCUUCAUCCGGCCGACCCCUCCUUCAUCUCCUGGCGCACGGCUAUCUACACACUCUCCAAGGCCGACAAUGUCUAUAUGAAAGUCUCGGGCGCCUUCUCCGAGAUGUCGGAUGCCCUGCGGCAGCAGCCCGCCAACGACAUCUUCGAGUCCAUCAUGCCCUGGCUGGCCGUCGUGGUCGCCGCCUUCGGGCCCGCCCGCCUCAUGUUCGGCAGCGACUGGCCGGUCAGCACUAUCGGCGUCGGCGAGGGCGACGACGACGAGGGCGCGUGGGAGAAGUGGAGGAAGGUCGUGGACCGCCUGUGCUUCAUGAGCAGCUUCAGCGACGAGGAGAAGGAGCUGGUGUUUGCACGGACCGCGAGAAGGGCGUAUAAGCUUGAUUGA
This is a messenger RNA of Diaporthe amygdali, 1065 nucleotides long. RefSeq names its product midohydrolase family protein. Lineage: Eukaryota; Fungi; Ascomycota; Sordariomycetes; Diaporthales; Diaporthaceae. Gene Ontology annotation, molecular function: hydrolase activity. Bases 1 to 1065 code for a protein of 354 amino acids. The transcript has 2 exons. The record is from RefSeq and is a predicted model, not a curated record.